Messenger RNA from Haplochromis burtoni (Burton's mouthbrooder), 1492 nucleotides. Its product is annotated as multiple epidermal growth factor-like domains protein 6. Lineage: Eukaryota; Metazoa; Chordata; Actinopteri; Cichliformes; Cichlidae. Bases 383 to 1492 code for a protein of 369 amino acids. The record is from RefSeq and is a predicted model, not a curated record. The transcript has 11 exons.
UCUGGUGGACACCUCUGGCUGUAGUCCAUGUCCAGCGGGUCACUUCUGUGGCACUGCAGGUCUUACUCGUCCAUCUGGCCCAUGUCAGACUGGAUUCUACUGUCCAGGGGGAGACACAACAAGCGCAGGCGCAAAAGGAGGGCUUUGCCCAACUGCUCAUUACUGCCCUGAGGGUAGUGCUAGCCCAUUGCCCUGCCCUGCUGGAACAUACAACAACCUCACAGGCCAGUCAGUGUGUUCCCGCUGCCCUGCUGGGUACUACUGUCCAGAAAGGACCGCCAAUUUUUCCAAGUUUCCCUGUCCACCUGGAUUCUACUGCCCUGAUGGAACUAAGCAUGCCACCCAGUUUCCCUGUCCACGUGGAUACUACAACCCAGAGCCCAUGACGCAGAGUCUGGACAGCUGCCUGCCUUGUCCUCCAGGACACUACUGUGAGAAGGAAAGGCUGACCAAAGUGUCUGGAAAAUGCAAAGCUGGUUGGUUCUGUGUCUCUGCAGCGUGGAACUCCCAGCCCUUUGACCUUGACAAUUAUACAAAUGCCAACUGUCUUUGUCCAGCUACAUCCACAGGGGGGCGCUGCCAGGCAGGAUUUUAUUGCCCCUUAGGCAGCUCAGAGCCCCUACCUUGCCCACCCGGAACCUUCUGUAAUGUCUCAGGUUUAGCUCUGCCAAUGGGCCCCUGCUCUCCUGGGUAUUAUUGUGUAGGAGGAGCCACUGAGGCCAGACCAACAGAUGGAGAAACAGGCAACAUCUGUCCACCUGGGACAUACUGUGUUGAGGGGUCUGGGGAGCCAGAGUUUUGUCCUGCUGGUACUUUUUCCCCAGUGUCAGGCCUGACCAGUGUGAAGGGCUGUCAGCCUUGUACAUCAGGCUUCUUCUGCAGAACAACAGGCCUCAGGGCUCCAACUGGACUCUGCAGCGAUGGAUACUGGUGUCCUCCUGGUCAGACUGUGGCUAUGGCUCUGCCAUGUCCUCCUGGUCACUUCUGCUUAGAGGGUAGUUCAUCCCCAGAGCCGUGCCCAUCAGGAACCUAUCAGGAUAGAGACAAACAGGCAUCCUGUGCCAUCUGUGGGGCAGGUUACUACUGUGAUUCAAGAUUGGGUGCAGCUAAUGUGUCCUUGCUGAGGCCCUGCCCUAAGGGACAUUACUGUCCUCCAGGUACAGCUCUGCCCAACCAACACCCUUGCCCCAUAGGCUCCUUUAACCCAAGAGAGCAUAUAGACAGCUCAGCUGGCUGCAUGCCUUGUGCAUCUGGACGUUACUGUCCUUCUGUUGGACUGUCAGAGCCAGCAGUUAUAAAAGGGGCCAGUGUUGUGGCUCCCCAGCAGUAUACUGUGGAGCAGGUUCUCCUAGCUGCUGGUGAACCGGACCAUGCCAUGCUGGAUAUUGGUGCAGAAAGGGAGCCUCCUCUCCCAGGCCACUGGAUGGACUCUCAGGUUCCCUGUGUCCACCUGGUCACUACUGCCCCUCAGUCUGUGGCUGUCAAGUUUUAG